Molecule: messenger RNA, 2135 nt
Organism: Arabidopsis thaliana (thale cress)
Lineage: Eukaryota; Viridiplantae; Streptophyta; Magnoliopsida; Brassicales; Brassicaceae
Product: C2H2-like zinc finger protein
Exons: 1
Coding region: 1071-1874 (267 amino acids)
Biological process (GO): regulation of DNA-templated transcription
Cellular component (GO): nucleus
Source: RefSeq, marked reviewed
GGGCCACUCAAAAGAUCUUUAAUCAAUUAACUUGAGGACAUGUACUUUAACAACAAUUGACACAUAUAGACACGUACAAGAGUUGCACGCUAUUGAUACAAGGAAAUUUUGGUCUAGUAUGAGGUAAUAACGUCUCAACGAGAUAAGGUUAAAAUUAUUUAGACAUGCUUGGGAAAAUAUUUUUGUUAGUAGAAAUUUGUAGAGUAAUGAAAUUUAGAUUCUUAUAUUGAAAUUUCAUCCAAAUAAAUGACAAGAGGUGAGUCAACACCAAAAGGGCGUGUGAGUAUGAGAGUCAAAGAUAGCACUAACUAUACGAUGCGGGAAGUCAGCAGUUUAGUCACACGUGUCAACCUAUGAUUUAAGGAGAGUUGGUGUAUUUGUCACAGAAUCAUUAAAAUUUGGUAAAGUUAGAAAUAGAGGGGCCAGUGCUAGUGUUGUUUAGUCGUUACAACAAAACCUCAACGGUUUUUGUUUGCAACUUUACCAAAAUGAAUACCCUCAUCCACAAACUCUUUUCUAAUCAACAAAGUAUUGAAAUUUUCAGUUACAUACUAGUAUUUACUAUUUACAUACUAGUAUUUUUGGGCUAGUAGAAGAGUGUAUUUGAAAAAUUAGAGGAGAAAAAAAGUCAGCGUGGAGGAAUAAAGGUGUGAGAUCGCAUGUUACAUGUUUGAUCAACGGCUCUUCACUUCAUCAUUCAAUACUCUUUUUUUUUUCUUUUUUUUUGGCUCAAUCUGUCAAUAAAAUAAGAAAAACAUAACUGAUAAUUAUAUAUAUUUAGAGGCUUAUUUGUAUUUAUGUUUACACAACAGACAGGUCUUUUAUUUAGCCGUUUCUGAUAUUAAAAAAGAAAGUAAACUGCUUUCGUUGAUAUUCUUAAGUAUCCCAUUAAUUCUUUUCCUUAAAAAGAAAACAUUAACUUGUUGUUGGGACUUCGUAUAUUAGCUUAAGUGUUGGUGGAAGAGUGCUUGUAACCUACUCCGACUUCUUCUUCUUCUUCUUCUUAUAUUCUCCCUCUCUCUCUCUCUCCUUUUUCUUCUAUUUCUGCUCUGUUUUGGUAAAUUGAGGAAAUGGAAGAGAGGCAUAAGUGCAAGUUAUGUUGGAAGAGCUUCGCUAAUGGAAGGGCUUUGGGAGGUCACAUGAGGUCUCACAUGCUCAUUCACCCUCUCCCCAGUCAGCCCGAGUCAUAUUCGUCUUCCAUGGCUGAUCCAGGGUUUGUUCUUCAGGACAGAGAGAGUGAAACCGAGUCGUCCAAGAAGCCCUCCCGCAAACGAUCCAGACUUAACCGGAGAUCCAUCUCAUCAUUACGUCAUCAACAAUCCAACGAAGAAGGGAAAAGUGAAACCGCAAGAGCAGCAGAUAUCAAGAUCGGGGUUCAAGAACUCAGUGAGUCGUGUACGGAGCAGGAACCGAUGAGUUCGGUGUCGGACGCUGCAACAACGGAAGAAGACGUGGCCUUGAGUCUCAUGUUGCUGUCGAGAGACAAGUGGGAGAAGGAGGAAGAGGAAAGUGAUGAAGAGAGAUGGAAGAAGAAGAGGAAUAAGUGGUUCGAGUGCGAGACUUGCGAGAAAGUGUUUAAGUCGUAUCAGGCGUUAGGGGGACACAGAGCAAGCCACAAGAAGAAGAUAGCAGAAACAGAUCAAUUAGGCUCAGAUGAGUUGAAGAAGAAGAAGAAGAAGAGUACUAGUAGUCACCAUGAAUGUCCAAUCUGUGCCAAAGUCUUCACAUCUGGUCAAGCUCUCGGAGGUCACAAAAGAUCUCACGCUUCCGCUAAUAAUGAAUUCACGAGAAGAUCAGGAAUAAUAAUUAGCUUGAUAGAUCUAAAUCUCCCAGCGCCAUCGGAGGAGGAAGAGAUGGCCUCGUCGGUUUUUUAAUGCUUGAUCAGAUUGGUCAAACUAUAGUAAUUACCACCUUUGAUUCCAAGUAAUGUAGUAAAAUUCUCCAAGUGUACGUAUUGAGGACAAAUUUUGAUGUGGUCAAAGAACACAAGUGAGUUAGGUAAUGAGGGAAAUCAUGUGAUAGUAGUCGAUUUGUGUGGGAAAAUGGUAAAGCAUGAAAGCGUGAUCGAGUGACGUGGUUUGUUGUUGCUCAAGUCGUGUGUUUCGUUAUGCCAAUGAAAUAAAAAAAGAAUACCC